UUCCUAUCGAGGGCAGGAACUUUUCACCUUCGAUGUUGACUAAACGACAGCACUUUUCCUUUAGAGACGCGUCUUGUGCCUUAUGAAAUGACGUGACGCCUUCACAAUCCAUCGUGCAAGGUAAUGUCAUAUAAAAUCCCUAAAGACCCGAAAAACGUCUCGUUUUCGUUCUGUUCUCCCUUUGUUUGAUCGGAGAAAACACGUGCACACGUGGUGUUGAUGACAGAAAAGUAUGGCCCGUGAUCUAUUUUGUUAUCAUCAAGGUCAAAGAAGAGCAAUGUAAAAACAUGGCUGCGCUUCCUUUUCACUGCACCGAAGACUACAGCCGUAGGAUCUGGAGAAGAUAAUAUAAACCUGCUUGUUUUCUGAUUUGAAAAGUUCUGACUGUGGAGCAGUGGUCAUGCUGGCAGACACAGACCAAACUGUGCCACAUUUUGAGAACCCUCCCCCUCCUGAGGUCAUGAAUGCCAACAAGUCAGGCCGGAGGACCAACCAGCUUCAUUUCAUGCAGAAUGUAGUGGUCAAGGCUGUGUGGAGGCACCAUUUUGCCUGGCCUUUUUAUCAUCCUGUUGAUGCUGUGGCUCUUCAACUACCAGAUUAUCAUACCGUAAUAACCAAUCCCAUGGAUUUGGGGACCAUCAAGCAACGGCUCGAGAACAACUACUAUUGGAGUGCCAGUGAAUGUUUGCAAGACUUCAAUACCAUGUUCACCAACUGCUACAUUUACAACAAGCCUACAGAUGAUAUUGUGCUGAUGGCACUGGCAUUGGAAAAGACUUAUUUGCAAAAAGUCUCUCAGAUGCCCCAGAAGGAAGUGGAGCUCUUGCCUCAUGCAGCCAAAGGGAAAGGCAAAAAUACACUUCCAGGUGGGAAGGGUUCACCCACAUUUCUUUCAGAUAUGACCCCUCAGCUGAAGCCCUUUGGUGCCAGCUCACCUUCCACCUUUCACCUUCCUGCAGAGCAGCCACAUGCCAACACCAAGAUGGGCCUUAAGAGGAAGAACAGCACCGUCACCGACACAACCGGGCUGAAUAAGUCACCUGAAAGCAAGAAAAGAUACAACAACCUCGGUGGGGCCAAGCAUCUUUCUACCAUCAAUGUCGAUGGAAAAGAAUCAGUGUCACAAGGAGCUGAGACAUUCCAGCUGAGUAAACCGCUCAAGUACUGCGAGGACAUCUUGCAGGAAAUGCUCUCAAAGAAGCACGUAGCGUACGCGUGGCCCUUCUACAAGCCUGUGGAUGCUAAAGCUUUGAAACUGCACGAUUAUCAUGAUAUCAUCAAAUACCCCAUGGAUCUCAGUACUGUCAAGACAAAAAUGGACAGACGAGAGUACCAGGAUGCGCAAAGAUUCGCUGCAGACGUCAGAUUAAUUUUCUCCAACUGCUACAAAUAUAACCCCCCAGACCAUGCUGUAGUCGCCCAGGCCAAGAAACUUCAGAGUUUGUUUGAGAAGAGGUUUGCAAAGAUUCCAGACGAGCCUGUCUUGGUGACUCCAACGGGGGGCUCCAGCCUGACUCUUGGUGGGUUGAGUGCCAGAGGCUCAUCCAUUUUGGACAAAACUGACCCCCAAUUUGCAGAGUUGCAAAAACAGACACAGUGUACAGGGGCUCAACAGCAGUUUGCUACAUUGUCUGAAACCCCUCCAAAUAAAAUGAAGAAAAACCUGACAGAAAAGGAAAAAGACAGCAGGCUAAGUAGAGGCAGCACUGAAUGCGGUCAGACUGUCAGCUCUAGUCAGUCAAAUAACAACUGUGAUGAGGAAUCCCUGCAAAUGACAUACGACGAGAAGCACCAACUGAGCCUCGACAUCAACAGACUGUCCAGCAUAAAGCUAGGUGGCGUGGUGCACAUCAUUCAGACACGAGAGCCAUCUAUGUGUGACACCAAUCCAGAAGAGCUUGAGAUCGACUUUGAGAUACUGAAACCAUCCACUCUGCGUAAACUGCAGCAGUAUGUCCGGUCUUGUCUAUGCAAGAAGUUCAAGAGAUUUCAAAAGAAGAGUCCAGCUGAGUCUCAUCAGAUAGAAAGUAGCACCUCAGAUUCUGAUGUCAGCAGUUCUGAAGGCUCCAGUUCAGAAAACAAUGACUCGUGUUUUGUAUUUCGUACUCCCUCUCCAGAUUUUACUGUCUAAAUAAUAAAAACAUGUACAGUGUAUAUAUAGCUAUUUUUUUGUAAUAAACCCACUUUCUCCA
Dunckerocampus dactyliophorus (ringed pipefish) is the source of this 2192-nucleotide messenger RNA. Its product is annotated as bromodomain-containing protein 3-like. The transcript has 11 exons. Lineage: Eukaryota; Metazoa; Chordata; Actinopteri; Syngnathiformes; Syngnathidae. The record is from RefSeq and is a predicted model, not a curated record. Gene Ontology annotation, cellular component: nucleus; chromatin. Gene Ontology annotation, biological process: regulation of DNA-templated transcription; chromatin remodeling. The coding region runs from base 401 to 2131 and encodes 576 amino acids.